UAAAUCCCUCCCGCCUCCCCCUCUCUCAGGAUCCUGACGUCAGGAGGAAGGAGUGUAUAACGUGCGAGGUGCAACAUCACACACGCCAAAUAUUUUCAAUUCAUCGAGAGCCUCCAGCAUCCCGACGAGAGGAGGGAGGGGAGAGAAGAAAAACCUCGGAGUGAGGCUGAGCGUGAAAGGACUGCUGCUCUCCGCAAGGUUGAAGUAAGAGCCAAAACUGUGAGCUCGCUCUCCCCUUCCUGUUGCCACUUUCCCCUCCAAAAGACGGAUCAUCCUGCCAGCCACGCCAUGUCGUCAGACCCAACCACCCCUCCGACAGUCCCAACUCUCCACUCCCCAAAGUCGCCUGUCUGGCCCACCUUCCCCUUUCACCGGGAGGGAAGUCGGAUCUGGGAGCGGGGCAAUCUUCUCCUCCGGGACCUGCCCAGCCCCCUCCCCACCAAAAGAACCAGAACAUACUCUGCGACGGCUCGUGCCUCCGCUGGCCCUGUCUUCAAGGGAGUCUGUAAGCAGUUCUCACGCUCCCAGGGCCACGGCUUCAUCACUCCAGAGAACGGCACAGAGGACAUAUUUGUACACGUGUCUGACAUCGAGGGGGAGUAUGUCCCCAUGGAAGGAGACGAGGUCACGUACAAAAUUUGCCCCAUUCCACCCAAGAACCAGAAGUUCCAGGCUGUGGAGGUGGUGCUCACCAACCUGGCCCCACACACAAAGCACGAGACGUGGUCCGGCCAAAUAAUCGGCUCCUAGGCUUUGGGUGGAAUCUACAUGGGCUGGCUCAGUCUGGAGGCAGAGUGGGUGUGGGGGACAAAGUCUGGGACAGCUGGUGUGGGGGGGGGAGGGGUGGGAUCACAUUUCUUGUUUGCAAAGUGACAUGUAGCCGUAUCCAUUCUGUGUCUUUUAUAAGAUUACAUUCUUGUUUGUAACUGUGUCUUCUUGAGGGCAGAGGGAGAGGCAGAGCUGCUUUGGGGCAGAUUCCCACUUUCCUACAUGUCAUGAGCUUGUGUGGCCUUUCCUCAAGGACAUGUGCAGAAGCACCUGCUUUGUGUUGGGAGAGAAGAGGUGUGAACCCAGCAGGAGUUGAUGUCAAGUUUACCCUGCUGCCUAUGCGAUCCAAACUCACCACUCUUCCCUGAUCCCAACUCCUUCAGGAAGCUCCAGAUCCCCCAUGCAGGGGGCCAGGAUAGCCAGUGUUCCAGCCCCCUAACUCCCCCAAAGCAGGCUCUAAGGAGAGCCAAGGGGAAUGAGGGGUGGACAGCAAUAUCCCCAGAGAGUGGGCAAGGAGGCACUCAUCAUUUGAGGGCCAGGGCAGCCCCACAGCAGGGCCAGUGCAACCACUUAGGCAAACUAGGUGGCCGCCUAGGGCGCCUAGUGGUUGGGGGUGCCUAAAAGCCUGCUCAGGCGAGGAGGUGAAGUGAAAGUGAGCUGGGGAGGGCCGCACAGGGGGAACUACUCCCUGCCCCAGAUCACUUCCACUCUGCCUCCUCUGCUGGGCACACCUUCCCAUGCUCUAAGUCUCCUCCAAUCAGCGUUGCAAGCCUGGGAGGGGAGGAGAAUUAGAGCGACGCCGGUGUGCUCAGCGGAGUUGGUGAAGCGGAGGUGAGCUGGGGCAGGCUUCCCAGGUGGUGUUAGCUGCUGCAGGUGGGGGGGCUCCCUGGGUGGGGUUAGCUGCGGGGUCAGGGGGUGGCUGCUGCGGAGGCCUUCUUGGGUGGGGGGCUGGGUUAGCUGCCACAGGGUGGGUGUGGUGCAAGGUGGAAGUUUCACUUAGGGUGCAAAACUUCCUUGCACCGUCCCUGCCCCACAGACUCUUAAAGAAGCAGGUAGAUUGAAAGCUCCAGUUAGGGGUUCUAGAGUCUUUCCUGGGACGCUCUCACUUGGCAAGAGAUGGAAUUUAUUCCCCUUCCCCUCCAGCCAGUGAAGGGAGAAAAGAAGCAAAAUGGCAUGUACCGCCUCCAGGUCAUUUUUAUACACCUGCCUGCUGGCUCUGAGCAGCUGCAGAGUGAACAGCUGUGCUCCAGGGGCUUUGGAUCUGGCCACUGCUCCAGUGAGGCUCAUUUGCACCCUCUUUGCCUCCCCGCUCUUUAAUUUCCCCCAAAUACUGGCAUCCUGAGCCUGGGGAGUGGACUAGUUUUUGUUUUUUUUAAGGCAAUGGAAUGUACCACUGUGCAGGGGGAUGGGGGAGUCUUUUAAAAUAUGAAUUAAGUCUCUCCCCCACAACCCUUCCCUCAGAUCUCCACACGAUUGAGAUUUGCUAAAUCUCCUUAGUGUGGAGGAAGAUGUCCUAAAAACAAUGAAGUUAGCUUUGAAAACCUCUUCCUAUUAGAGCACCAGGAGACUUCGUCUCUAAUCUGUAUAAACUCACUGUGUGGCUUUGGGCAAGUCACGUAGGCAACAGGCUUGGAAGGGAUCUCUGAUUCUUAUUUCCUGGUGCUUCAGAUUUCAGUGGCCCAAUCUGAAUCCUCUUGGAUCUGAUGUUCAGAGGUGCUGAGCAUCCAGAGUUCCCAGUCACUUCAUCUGGAGCUGUGUGUACAUGGCACGUCUGCAAAUCAGGGCCUAGGUGUCUCAGUAUAUGCUUUUCUGAACCUUAAUCUCUUUGCCUCCAUUUCCCCAUUGGGAUGAUGAACUCUGUUCUCCCUCAGUCCUACCCAUUUUGAGGCCUGCGCUUUGUAGGUCCAUUAGAAGUGCUAGUUGGUAUUUACAAUCUUACUCAUACUCCUUUAGAAAUCUUCCUCCUUCAGAUGUUCACAGGUCAAACAGUCCUGUAUAGAUGUUUGUGCGGUGUUUAUUGUUUUGUGUGUGUGUGAGAGAGACCAGGAAAAAGCAUACCAAACCAAGAAGGCAAUGGGAAUAAAUCUAGACUCUAGUUACAGAUGUGCUGUCCAGUCAUGCAGACUCACUAGAUUGUAGGCUAGAUGCUGUCUUUAAUCUUCAAGAGUGCUCCUCACUAGCUACACAGCUGGAUAAAUAGUUUCCUGCAUUAGGUUAAGUUGAUUAACUUAUUUAAGCAAUUUAAUAUAAUCUUUGCAAAUGCAAAAUGUAAGAUUUUUCUUUUUUAGGAGGCACUCUUCUGAAGUUUCUUCUAGCGUGGUACAGUCUGGUUCCUGCUCCCCCAUCUCAUACACACACAAACACCCAUGGUUUGCUCCUGUCUUUAAGUGUCCUAGUUGUUGUGGCAACUCUCUCUGUCUCUUUGACCCUGUGGAUUUCCAUGGCAUAAUUGCUGUGGUUGCUAUGGUACCAUGGUGUGCUGUAUGUACAGGUCACGCUCCUGGGACAGGAUAGGGAGGAUUGUGCCAGGGUUGACUUGGGCUUGAUGGUUGAAGAAGGAGCUCUUAAUAUCCUGAUCUCACACAGCACCAUAGAUGCUGCAGAUGGAAAAGCCCUGCUAGGUUCACCCCCCACCCGGUGAUUUCUUGUACUGAUAAUGGAUGGAUAGCAGAGCAGAGGUCUGAGCUGGUAGCUACUGCUCUAUGCUGCUCUAUGCCAGAGACCAGGGGUUGAAGAUCCCUCUGCACUUCUGCUGUGUUUAGAGGUGUUGCAGGUGAAGAAGCACUCUUCUUUGGAUGUAGCUGACCUGAGUUUUCAGCUACAGCUCCCCUCCCCUUUGCUAAUGUAAAUUCCCUUUGUGUGUGUUUGUUGCUGGCUGUGGGGCGGGAAGUGAGGGAGAUGGGAGAAGGACAUAGGUAGCAGUAUGUUCUCAGGGGUAGCAGUUCAUGGUGGGAAUGCAGCUGCCUAGGUGUACCUCCUCAGUCACUGCUUCCUCCAGUUAUAGUACAGGGGUCUCUCCAGGCACCUCCUCCUGGAGCAUACAGGGUCACUGCUACAACACAAGCUUAAUUUCUGGUCUUCCUAUAAAUAUCCUGAGUAGGCAAAUCUCCCAAUGCAGCUUGUCAGGAGCAGGGAGGGGCUCUGUGCAGGGCGUGGCUGGCAUGGGUUUGCAUACUAUGGGCAGAUUGAGGCACAUUCCAGUAUAAGCAUAUGUGUAUUGACCAGGGGUUUAGCCAGGACUGCAGCUCCGUGCACAGACACUAUCUGCUCCUUGACCUGAAUCAACCCUUUUGAAGACUCUGUAAUUGAACAUGUCCUCCUGACGACUUAUUGGGGCUGGUCCUCAGGAUGUUGGCAUUUUCCAAAGGGUUCAGCUGCUGGAGCUGAAUGGACAUUGCCCAGGCACAGCAACAAUGGUGGCAGGGGUGGGCAAAGUCAAUUUUGCUGAGUGGCAGGAUGCCCCUGGCAGUGGAGGGGCUGCCUGGUCCAGAGAGCAAAAGCACAUGUGCAUGAGCAGCACCCGUGUUAGGAGCAGUGCUGUCAAGUGGCUUUGUAUGGUGGUUAGAGGGCAGUGUUUUCCCCUCUCCUGCUUCUAUUACCAUGGGAGCAUGGGUUCUGUCAUAACUUGGAGAGGGGACACCAUCCUGCCAGGACUAUGCUGAAGCCUAAAAUGCCUGACCCUACUAUGCUUUGGAGCCUGGCCCAGUAUCCAUGCAUCGCUGAGGUAACUGGUGAGUUCAGUGGCCCAUCACGUCUAGUUGGCACACCAGCCCUCCUUUUUCCCUCUACCAAAUGGGUUCAGGCUGUGCCACUGCUACUCUAAAAGGUGCAGUGUUACACUCCCAGGAGCAAAGGGGGAAGUCCUUGUGCGUCACAAGAGCCUCACUACCCCCGCUCUGAAGCUGAACUGUUCAAGGACUGAGGGUUGUUAGAGCCCCAUCUUUCGGCCACUGAAGUCAAUGGCAAAACUUGUACUGGCGCUGUCAGGAGUGGGAUCUGGCCUAUCCCAGAGUGAUUCAUAACAGGGCUUAAUACCCUUUGGAACCCAUUGGUCUGUCAGCUCCUGCACUUGUGUGUGAGAGAGGUGGAGGAAGGAAUUCUGUAGUCUGCUCAUCUUGUGCAACACCUGCCUCAGCCCUUGAGGGCAAACUAAUCAGGGGACCAGGUUAUUCCCCACUGGAAAUUCUGUCCUGAAUACUGAGGCAGCUCUACCACAUCCUCACUGCGGUUCUUUGAUUAAACAGCAGCAGCGACCUGUCUCCUCCCCAUGGAGCAACGAAUGCCAGAAACUGCAGCUCCCUCUUGCAUCCCUCCUGGAAUGAGCAGCUGGCUUGGCCACGACAAACUCUUUGGUUCUUUUGGAAGUAAACUAAAAACUUAGAAGUGUGUUUUGUUUGUUUGUUUGUUUUUUACAACUCUGGUGUGGUUCCCACCUGUCUGACCUUGUGUUGACUUCUGUAACACUGGCAAUAAAUCAUUCAAAGUGACUUUCCCAUGA
This is a messenger RNA of Gopherus evgoodei (Goodes thornscrub tortoise), 5266 nucleotides long. RefSeq names its product cold shock domain containing C2 (gene CSDC2). Gene Ontology annotation, molecular function: mRNA 3'-UTR binding. The transcript has 4 exons. The record is from RefSeq and is a predicted model, not a curated record. Gene Ontology annotation, cellular component: cytoplasm. Bases 289 to 750 code for a protein of 153 amino acids. Gene Ontology annotation, biological process: regulation of mRNA stability. Lineage: Eukaryota; Metazoa; Chordata; Testudines; Testudinidae.